CCUCUCCUGGAGAUUCUCCCCACCUAGAGAUUCAUCUAAAGACUCUAGCUUUGUGCUAAGUUUAAUGGAAACUUGUUUAAAUCUACUCGUAGUCUAUCUCUCAGAUCUGCUAAGUGAAGAUUUUCAUGUCUCUCCUUUGAAGGAUUUCCUGCCAUGGCAGUGUUUCAUCUCCACCUCUAGCCUUGUGCUAAGUACCUACAAUGCUUUACUAAAGCGUUUGCCACAGAUUAAUCCCCCAAAAGAGAAUCUGUGUAAGGGGAAGAACUUUCAAAAGAUUUGGUAUGACAUGUUUCUUGAAGAAGAUGAAGAGGAUGUGAAUGACUCCACGUUUGCUGCUAAGUUCACUUAUUCAUUCCGGAUUACAAAUCCGAGAUCUUUCUCAAAUCCUCAGAAAUUUUGUUAUCUUGUUGUGGGUUCGGAUGAACUUGAUUCUCCAGCUAUGGUGAUGGAGUCUGGUCUUUGGGAUGCACAUUCCCAUGAGGUUAACGAAGACGUCAUCGAAGGAAAACGGGUUACCAAAGGGUUGGCUCAAGCUUCUCUUCUCGCCCCGACCAGAUCCCGAGUCGUUCAUGACAUCCUCCUUCAUGGAGAGAAACUUCUCAUCAAUAACCAAUCUUUAUUUUGCAUACCGGAACUCCAUCUCUUACGAUCUGGCGAUCAUCGGAUCUAUUCCCACUUCGACCGUGACACUAGAGAUCUGUUCCAAUUGCUAUCUUCCUGCCACCGUGAUAUUUCUCACCGGAGCAGAGACGCGCUCCGAUUCAUCAACGACGCCACACCAACCUCGUCUCUCAAUGAUCCAGCUUGGAAAACCCUAACCCUUUCAUGGGCCUGGGACAUCCUCUAUUUUGUUGUCGUCGGCCCUUUCUUUAAGUUUAAAUUGAGUUCAAGUGGUGUACAUUUUCCUGGCCCAUUUGCAAGCCAUUUCUCUUGGUCUGGCCCAAAUAGCAGAGUCACCCAUUUGGAAAUGAUAAUUAUCAACUUCCUCCACCGUGGAGAGACUAUUACCAUAUUUCUAUCAAGGCAAGGCGGAUUCGUCAAAGAAAAGGACCAAUAGAAAUGUAGUUUAUUUCCUUCUUAAUGAAGUGUCCCUAUUAUU
Molecule: messenger RNA, 1099 nt
Organism: Arabidopsis arenosa
Lineage: Eukaryota; Viridiplantae; Streptophyta; Magnoliopsida; Brassicales; Brassicaceae
Source: the annotation of a GenBank genome assembly